Molecule: messenger RNA, 789 nt
Organism: Kazachstania africana CBS 2517
Lineage: Eukaryota; Fungi; Ascomycota; Saccharomycetes; Saccharomycetales; Saccharomycetaceae
Gene: STM1
Product: Stm1p
Exons: 1
Coding region: 1-789 (262 amino acids)
Source: RefSeq, a predicted model, not a curated record
AUGUCCAACCCAUUUGAUUUAUUAGGUAACGACGUUGAAGACCCUUCCGUUGUCGUUCCAGCUCCAAAGGAAUUAGUCAAGAAAUCUACUUCUUCAAAGAAAGCUGAUGUCCCACCUCCAUCUGCUAACCCAGCUAAAGCUAACAAAAACAGACCAAGACCUUCUGGUAACGAAGGUGCUAUCAGAGACAAGACUGCUGGUAGACAAAAGAACAGAUCCAAGGACGUCCCAGCUUCUGCUACCACCAAGAGAUCUAACGUUAGAAGACAAUCUGACAAACACUCUAGAACUGGUAAGACCGACUCCAAUAAGAAGGUUAGCCAAGGUUGGGGUGACGACAAAAAGGAAUUAGAAACCGAAAAUGCCGCUGAACAAGAUGCUGAAGCUGAAAUCGCUGAAGAAGAACAAGAAACUGAAGAUGCUUCCAAGAAAAUGACUCUUGAAGCUUACUUACAAUCUCAAGGUGCUUCCGAUUUAAACAAAACCGUCGAACCACAAAACUUAAACAAAUUAGAAAAUGCUGAAUUAUUCGUUAAAGAACAAGAAGUUUACGUUCCAGCUACUAAAGUUAAGUCCGUCAAGUCCAAACAAUUGAAAACUAAGCAAUUCUUAGACUUCGAUGCUACUUUCUCUGACUCUUUACCAAAGCAAAAGAGAACUAACGUCAAGGGCCCAAGAAAGAACAACAACCAAAACAGAACCCCAAGAAGAUUCAACAAGGCUUCCAACGGUAACGCUGUUCAAAAGGAUAACACCAUUGACACUGCUAACUUACCAUCUUUAGCUUAA